CCUCACUUUAGUUUGUUUCAAUCACCCCUAAUACUCUUCACACAAUUAAAAUGACUGCUAACCCUUCCUUGGUGUUGAACAAGAUCGACGACAUUUCGUUCGAAACUUACGAUGCCCCAGAAAUCUCUGAACCUACCGAUGUCCUCGUCCAGGUCAAGAAAACCGGUAUCUGUGGUUCCGACAUCCACUUCUACGCCCAUGGUAGAAUCGGUAACUUCGUUUUGACCAAGCCAAUGGUCUUGGGUCACGAAUCCGCCGGUACUGUUGUCCAGGUUGGUAAGGGUGUCACCUCUCUUAAGGUUGGUGACAACGUCGCUAUCGAACCAGGUAUUCCAUCCAGAUUCUCCGACGAAUACAAGAGCGGUCACUACAACUUGUGUCCUCACAUGGCCUUCGCCGCUACUCCUAACUCCAAGGAAGGCGAACCAAACCCACCAGGUACCUUAUGUAAGUACUUCAAGUCGCCAGAAGACUUCUUGGUCAAGUUGCCAGACCACGUCAGCUUGGAACUCGGUGCUCUUGUUGAGCCAUUGUCUGUUGGUGUCCACGCCUCUAAGUUGGGUUCCGUUGCUUUCGGCGACUACGUUGCCGUCUUUGGUGCUGGUCCUGUUGGUCUUUUGGCUGCUGCUGUCGCCAAGACCUUCGGUGCUAAGGGUGUCAUCGUCGUUGACAUUUUCGACAACAAGUUGAAGAUGGCCAAGGACAUUGGUGCUGCUACUCACACCUUCAACUCCAAGACCGGUGGUUCUGAAGAAUUGAUCAAGGCUUUCGGUGGUAACGUGCCAAACGUCGUUUUGGAAUGUACUGGUGCUGAACCUUGUAUCAAGUUGGGUGUUGACGCCAUUGCCCCAGGUGGUCGUUUCGUUCAAGUCGGUAACGCUGCUGGUCCAGUCAGCUUCCCAAUCACCGUUUUCGCCAUGAAGGAAUUGACUUUGUUCGGUUCUUUCAGAUACGGAUUCAACGACUACAAGACUGCUGUUGGAAUCUUUGACACUAACUACCAAAACGGUAGAGAAAAUGCUCCAAUUGACUUUGAACAAUUGAUCACCCACAGAUACAAGUUCAAGGACGCUAUUGAAGCCUACGACUUGGUCAGAGCCGGUAAGGGUGCUGUCAAGUGUCUCAUUGACGGCCCUGAGUAAGUCAACCGCUUGGCUGGCCCAAAGUGAACCAGAAACGAAAAUGAUUAUCAAAUAGCUUUAUAGACCUUUAUCCAAAUUUAUGUAAACUAAUAG
Scheffersomyces stipitis CBS 6054 is the source of this 1235-nucleotide messenger RNA. RefSeq names its product L-iditol 2-dehydrogenase (gene XYL2). Gene Ontology annotation, biological process: D-sorbitol catabolic process. Gene Ontology annotation, molecular function: zinc ion binding; L-iditol 2-dehydrogenase (NAD+) activity. The record is from RefSeq and is a predicted model, not a curated record. Lineage: Eukaryota; Fungi; Ascomycota; Pichiomycetes; Serinales; Debaryomycetaceae. Bases 51 to 1142 code for a protein of 363 amino acids. The transcript has a single exon.